Messenger RNA from Platichthys flesus (European flounder), 4083 nucleotides. RefSeq names its product bri3 binding protein (gene bri3bp). The transcript has 3 exons. Lineage: Eukaryota; Metazoa; Chordata; Actinopteri; Pleuronectiformes; Pleuronectidae. Gene Ontology annotation, cellular component: mitochondrion. The record is from RefSeq and is a predicted model, not a curated record. Bases 139 to 843 code for a protein of 234 amino acids.
ACGGGCUCUCUUCCACCAUCACAGCCAGUGUGUGUGUCAUCCUCCACCUCCGGGCAGCUUCCUCCCCGCGUUACCCUCCGUCCACCCGACUCGUUCUCACACCAGCCCGUCGCUCGACACCCGCGGCUCCACGGCGCCAUGAAGGGAAUCCGCUUCCUCGUUGUGUUCCUGGUGCUUUCCGCCUCUCUGCUGUGCAGCACGGGCGAGGCGGCCCGGAGUCGGACCAGCAACCAGAACAGCUUCCGCCGGGCGGCGAACGGCAUCUACCAGACCCUGAGCAGCGUGUUCGGAGAGGAGAACAUCAGGGGGCUGUACAAGUUUUUCUCCAAAGCAACGGAGCGGUUUGUCCAUGGAGUCGACUCUUUUCUGGACACCAUCUGGAAGAUCUGGUCAGAUCUGCUGGAUGUGAUGGGAAUCGACUCCUCGAACCUCAGCCACUACUUCAGCGUCACAUCUCUCACCAACUCUCCGGCACGCGCCCUGCUCCUGGUGGCUGCUGUGCUCGUGGCCUACUGGUUCCUCUCCAUGUUCCUGGGGGGGUUCUUCUACCUGCUGCACGCCGUGUUCGGACGCUUUUUCUGGCUAGCUCGCGUCACGCUCUUCGCCCUGUCCUGCCUCUACAUCCUGCAGAAGUUUGAGGGCGACCCGGAGCGCGCCGUGCUGCCGCUGUGCUUCAUCAUGGCGGUGUACUUCAUGACGGGGCCCGUGGGGGCGUACUGGCGUCGGGGGGGCGGGGCAGGUUCACUGGAAGAGAAGAUUGACCACUUGGACACUCAGAUCCGGCUCCUCAACAUCAGGCUGACCCGUGUGAUCGACAGCCUGGAACGCACUGCCGAUCAGUAGACUCAGGCAGCGGGGCAGAUGGGAGGGGAGGGAGGGUUUAUUGUAAUAAUGCCUGCAGACAUCUCCAGCAACACAACUUCGGGGGUAUUUACGUCUCUAUUGUCAGAAGGGGGACAAAACUAAAACCGUAUUUAAAAGGCAUGAGUUGAUUUUAUUAGCAAAAAGCCCAAAAACAUCCUCAGAGGUGUGGACAGGUAACCCGGAUCUCACUCAAAUCAAACAAAUACGUUUUUUAUUUGGUCUUUUUUGAAGCUUCCAAAUGUGUCAGCUUCAUCGAUUAUCUGAGAUCCAUGCUUUUCUCAUUUCUGCCCUAAUUCUACACCUCUGCUCCUUUAAAGUAACUUCAAAGGGGGAGAAUAAGCAUCUCUUUUGUAUUAUGUAUCCUUGUGAAUAACCUGGAGUUUACAAUUCUUUCACGGGUUCAUCCACAAACAUGUUUGAAAGUACUGAUGUAGGAGAGGGGUUGGGUGUGUGAUGCAGGGGACGGAUACAAAACCUGUAUUUCUGAUAUGUAAAAAAUCCUCAAGGUGGUGGAUAGUUGUCAUAGUAAGAUUUAUUUAUUCCAUUUCCGUAUAGAUUGUUGGAAUCAUGUAGAUGUAGUCUGUUUCAUGAAGUCACAGUUGUGUAGUGACAGUAGUUGACAUCAGGACCUCCUUUUCUUGUAUGAAUGGGACGACCUACGUGUGCAAGUGUGUGUGUGUGUGUGUCAAGCUUGUGAAAUGGGAAAGCACUGUAUCAACGAGUAGCCAUCAGACUGGGAGAGAUGCAGACAGACAGCAAUAUCUCAGGGACUCAACCAACACAUAGAUUUGGAAAUGAGACCAAGUUUAUUAAAAUCAUGUCUUUGUCUCAUUGAGUCACGGGAACCGUUUUUUCACACGGUUGCAAAUCUGUCUCGGUAUUUUAACGAUGCUUGUGUUUUUGCAGCGCGCUGAUAUUGUAAAGUUUGAUUUAUAUCUGAGGUUAAGACCAAGUCAAGUGUUUCAUUCAUCAUUUCAGUCCUGGCAUAGAUCUACCGUACUGCAGCUCUAACAUUUAAAUAGGGAAAUAGCAUUUUUUAUAUAUGAUGUGUGAAUCCACGAUCAGAUUAUCCAUAGAAGUUGUUUAGAAAAAAGUGUAUUAGUCAUUCUUCACACUGGCUUGAAAUGAAAUUCAUCUUGUAGGAUUGGAUUCUUAGUCGGGAUCAAUUUCGUAACUUGAUUACAGAUUAAGGUCUAACGAAUUUGAUGUGGGCAAAACCCCACUUGUAUUGGAAAACUCCACUUGACCCUGCUGUAGAAGCAAUGUACUUUAUUCUAUAAAAAUCAUGAUAUCCCUCCUAUAUGAUAAUUUCUCAUUAACAUUUUAAUGAUCUACACAGUAUAUCAUUGUUAAAAACAGCUUGAGCCAUGUGUCUGCUGUGUGUUAGUGUAGCCUUCGUUUUAGCUUGAUGGGCCUGUUUAUAAAUCCUACAUCUGCCGUUAUUUUUGAUAUUUCUCAUCCUGCAUUUUCCUAAGAGACUGCCCUGUUUUUUGUAUUGUUUUGCUCUCCAUCCACCAUCUCUUAUCAUCUUCAUCCUUACUCCCUCAUGCACACUUUAUAUAAAUGUAUAGAAUCUGCACUCUGUAAACAUGUGCUUUUAUACAAAUUACUCUAAUGCUGUGCAACUGGGGGAGAAUAAACAAAUGUUGUCCGGUGUCUCUUGACGGACCGGAGAUGAACACGCGUCAGUGACGUCACAGGAUGAUCUCACCAGCUGCCACAUGACGCCACUUUUGAAAGUAGAGAAAACAUAUUUAUCAUCUCGACACUCAGAUUAACAAACGCUUUAUUAAAUAUUAGUAUAUGUGAGGUGCUGUGGGAUUAGGAUGUAUGGGUGCAAUGGUAAGAUCGUUUUUGGGAGAUGGAGGGUGUUGCAUCGCUGUAAAACGAGGUACAGACAUGAGCUUUGGCUUUUCUCAGCAUAUCCUGAUAUUUACCAUACAUUAGAUUUUUCAUGUGUUGAAUCCAGCUUCUGGUUGUCAUUACACUGUGGCAUUAAGGUUACUUGCCAGUAAGAUUCUUUCUUAAAGAGAGAAACAUUUGAACGCAUGUUAUCUUACUGUGAAUCACUUGUUUGUAGGUUCUCAUUAUAACACAAACACGUCCAGUUGUCCCCUGCAGUAAACCACCCCAGGUAUCUCCAUACUAGCCAAAGUAAUCUGGGAUUUUAUUGCAUGCUGCUUUGAUGCCUAUAACGUUAUGUUUCAUGAUGUAAAUGUUGUGACUGCCUAGGUAGAGAGCCCCCCGGAAAUGUGAUUUUUGUGAUGUGAUGAAUUAGUCGGAUGUUAAAUAGGGGUUUGUUUUUUUAUUCAGUCUUUAUUUUCCUGUACUGUCGCAUAUGUACAGUUCAGACCAAACUCACAUGUACAAGACCGUCAGCCCUCGGAAUUCUUCUCAUUCCAUCAUCAGUCAAGUUGAUUAUUAUCAAACAUGUUGACUCAACUGAAUGUUGUUUUUGUUCCUAAGAUCUUAUUUUGAAGAGGAGAACCUGACCUGAGAGAGAGGCUUGAGCCUGGUCACUUUGUAGUGUGUGGUUGCGCCAACAGUCUGUAGCCAAUGACCUGUGUAUGUUUAACUAUGGACCGAACCUGUGAUCUAUGAAGGUGUUCAGUGAUUAUGAGUACUCAUGGGUGUUGUUGAAUGAUGGUUGUACCCAGUGUUUCCAAGGGCACUGCUCUAAAGUAGUGGUUUGUACAGAACCUCAAUAGUAUUCAGGAUUUGGAGAUAUCAAAACUGUUUAAGAGACGAUAAAAAGACCCAAAAAGUUCUCUCACACAGUUUUUAUUAUUUCUAGCACAACAAAGAAUUCGUUUCUGAGACAAGAACCAGCUCGUUAACACCCAGGUCAAAGAUUGAGGCCGUAACCCUCCGUUCAAACAUCAUGGAAGAAAAACUGAAUACUUUAAGUUGCCACUAGCUCAUGUAUUACAACUCACUGUUAUCAUUCAGAUACUGAAAAUUCCAGCACAUGUUUCUAUUAGUUUCUCAGCUCUGGACUGAAUGCUAUGUUCAUAUAUUUAUUGUUUUAAGGUCAUCUGAAUGAUUUGUACUUGCGUUAAUUUAAUGGACUGUAUCCUACUUAUUCCACUUAGCUUUUUAUUUCAUGCUGUGCCAAUAUUGUAUAUAUAUUUCAUUAAUUUAAGGCAAUUGUCAUAUAAAAUUUGUUUGGACAAGGAUAGAUGUUAUCAUUUAUUCAACAACGUUUUUAGCUCUUUUUUU